AUGGCUGUCGAACGGUGGUGCACUGCAGGCGUCUAUGCCUCACAAAAAAGGGACGAUUAUAGCGCUGACGAUGUGGAGCACUACUUCAAUUACAUGGGAAUGCUUGCCACCGAGGGCACGUAUGAUCGUCUCAAUGCAAUGCUUGCUCAGGGCUUGGCGCCUGUGGACCUGCUGCUCUUGAUGGCAGCCAAGGAAAAUGAUGCCCCAAAGGUGGCAGAGCUCAUACGCGCUGGCGCAGAUAUCAACACCAAGGGCACAGAUGGAAAGACGGCAAAGGAUCUUGCCAGUACAGAGUUGGUGCUGGAUUUACUGAAUGAGCCAGAGACUGCCAACACAUUUUGA
Messenger RNA from Coccomyxa subellipsoidea C-169, 342 nucleotides. RefSeq lists its product as hypothetical. Bases 1 to 342 code for a protein of 113 amino acids. The record is from RefSeq and is a predicted model, not a curated record. The transcript has 4 exons. Lineage: Eukaryota; Viridiplantae; Chlorophyta; Trebouxiophyceae; Coccomyxaceae. Gene Ontology annotation, biological process: intracellular protein transport; granum assembly. Gene Ontology annotation, cellular component: chloroplast stroma; chloroplast envelope.